AUGGGUGCAGAGGACUCUUGUCGUCCGGGAGCUGGUGCUGGUCGGGCGGACACUGGGGGUGAGAGUGCGCCUCCUUCGGGUUCUGGUGAGCCUGGGUCUGGAGCUGGUGUUAGUGCUGCCUCUGGGGGUGGAGCUGGCGUUGGAGAGAGAGGAGAGGGAGUUACAGCGGCUGGAGGAGUAGCAGCAGCAGCUGGAGCCGCAGGAGCAGCAGCAGCAGCAGCAGCAGCUGGACCCGCAGGAGCAGCAGUCCCAGCAGCAGCCGCUUCCGCAGCAGCAGCAGUCGCAGCAGCAGCAGCAGCAGCCACUUCCUCCUCCUGUCUCGGUUCUCCGCCUUUGUCCUCUCCUCCUCCGUCUCGUUCUUGGGCUACUCGUCGCUCCCCUCGUGCUCGUCCCUCGUCUCCUGUUCCCUUCACUGACCUUCGUACUGCCUUCCUUCUUUCUAGUCCACCUCGUCCGUCUCAGUCUGUGCUUCCAUCUCCUCCUGAGUCGGCCCUCACUGUGUCGCUCCCUACUCCUGUCACUGACUACUACCGCACGUACCGUCCUGUUCUCUCUCGUGUUCUCGCCUCUCUUGUUACUCACCCUCGUGCCUCUGUGUCCUCUGUGUCCGCUCUUACUGCCGCAGUUACUGACUUUGCCUCUACCCGCCGCCUUGACUACGCCACCGCGCUUGUGGCUGCUCCUCCUACCAGUCCUCUGGCCGUCGGGGGUGUGUCUGCCCUUGGCUGUGACGCCCUAGAGGACAGGCAGUUUGAGCUAGAGUUCCUGGCGGCCGCUUCCCCUCAUCUCUGUGCCAUGCUCCUCGCCCCUGAGGGUGACCCCGACGCCCUUGACAUUCCAACUCCUCGCACUUACGCUGAGGCAGUGUCAGGGCCUUGGGCCUCUCAGUGGAGAGCUGCCAUGGACGCAGAGAUGGCCUCCUACAGAUCCACAGGCACCUACGUCGAUGAGGUUCCCCCCCCUGGGGCGAACGUAGUCGACGGCAUGUGGAUCUACAGGGUGAAGCGGCCACCGGGAUCUCCCCCGGUCUUCAAGGCGCGCUACGUGGCUAGAGGUUUCAGUCAGCGCGAGGGAGUUGACUUCUUUCAGACCUUCGCACCUACCCCGAAGAUGACCACUCUUCGGGUGUUACUACACGUAGCAGCACAGAGAGACUACGAGUUACACUCUCUCGACUUCUCCACUGCUUUCCUUCAGGGCAGCCUACACGAGGAGGUCUGGUUGCGUCGUCCCUCGGCCUUCACUGGCACCUUCCCUCCUGGGACCCAGUGGAGGCUGAGGCGACCUGUUUACGGUCUUCGCCAGGCCCCUCGUGAGUGGCACGACACUCUGCGUUCUACCCUCUCUGACCUUGGGUUCCAGCCGUCUUCUGCCGACCCGUCGCUGUUCGUUCGUCGUGGCUCCACACCGUUCUUUGUUCUGGUUUACGUCGACGACCUCGUUUUCGCCACUCCGGACAGGGUUGCUUUGGCAGACGUGAAGUCCGAACUGCAGAAGAGACACACGUGCACUGAUCUUGGUGAGCUGCGCCACUACCUUGGCCUGCAGAUCACCAGGGACAGAGCCGCUCGCACCAUUACACUCUCACAGUCACACAUGGUGCAGCAGGUCCUUCAGCGGUUCGGGCUUCAGCACUCCACCGUACAGCGCACACCUCUCGCUGUUGACCACAGACUCACUGGUCCCUUUCCUGACGAGCCGUUUGAGCCUAGUGGUCCCUACGCAGAGCUUGUGGGUUGCCUCAUGUACCUGAUGACUUGUACUCGCCCGGACCUCGCCUUCCCUCUCAGCAUCCUUGCGCGCUUUGUUGCGCCAGGGAGACACCGUCCUGUUCACUGGACGGCAGCUAUGAGGGUGGCGAAGUACCUAGCGACUACAUCAGGCGUGGGGCUAGUUCUUGGAGGGCAGCAGUAUGUCGUACUCACUGGUCACUGUGACUCCUCUUACGCUGACGACGCUGAGACUCACAGGUCUACUUAG
Closterium sp. NIES-65 is the source of this 1980-nucleotide messenger RNA. Lineage: Eukaryota; Viridiplantae; Streptophyta; Zygnematophyceae; Desmidiales; Closteriaceae. The record is from the annotation of a GenBank genome assembly.